AAAAGUAAGGGGUAAAAGUGACUUUUUAAUAGAAAUGAGAAGUGUUUUAUGGGACAGAUGAAAAAAGAAAGGAGAAAGAUUUUAUGGGACGGAGGGAAUAUUAUUUAAAAAAUGACUAAUAAAUGCCAUAACUCAAUUUCCAACAUGUUUUGCAUGUGAUUGUAAGAGUGUGAUACCACAUCUUACCUACCCUUAUUCAUUUCAAUUCAUCAAUGGGAGAAUUAGCCAGCCGUGAAGAGAAGAACGCCGCCGCCGCAGCCACGGCGGAAAUGUUCGAAGCACAAGCUCACAUCUACAAGCACACCUUCAACUACGCAAACUCCGUGGCCCUUUCCUCCGCUAUCCGCCUCAACAUUCCCGACGUCAUCCACGCCGCCGCCGGAAAACCCGUCACCCUCCCCCACCUCGCUUCCGCCCUCAACCUCCCUCCCGCCAAACACGACCACCUCCGCCGCCUCAUGCGCCUCCUCACCCACAACGGCUUCUUCCAUUACCGUUCCUCAACCGAAGAAGAAGAAGAAGAAGGUGAAAAAGGGUACGUUCUAACGGCGUCUUCGAGACUACUGGUAAAAGGCCAAGCCCCAAAUCUUUCCCCUUUCGUCCGGAUCAUAACGGACCCAGUCUUGAUGACGCCGUUCCAGUUCUUGGGCGACUGGUUUUCAAGAACGGCCGACGGCGAGGCGGAGACGGAAACGACGCCGUUUGAGAUGGCGCACGGAGGGGUCCCACUGUGGAAGCUAUGCGACGAGGUCCCGUGGUUGAACGACGCCUUCAACCACGGGAUGUCGUGCAACUCCGAGAUGGAGGGAUUGGGCCUCAAGGAAUGUGGGCCGGUGUUCGAAGGCCUGACGACGGUGACGGACGUCGGAGGGGGCACCGGAACGUUCGCCAGGCUCGUCCUGGAGGCGUUCCCCGGCUUGAAGUGCACCGUGCUUGAUCUCCCUCACGUCGUCUCCGCCUUGCAGCCGCCGCCGGCGUCGGGCAAUCUGGUGUUUCUCGGUGGGGACAUGUUUCGCUCCGUCCCUCCUGCUGAUGCCAUCCUGUUGAAGCAUAUCAUGCAUGAUUGGAGCGACGACAACUGUGUCAAGAUACUGAGGAAAUGCAAAGAAGCAAUCUCCGACAGAGCAAAGGGAAAGGUGAUCAUCAUCGACAUUGUUAUGGACAAGAAGAAAGGCACUAUGACUGAAGUGAAAUUGGCGUUUGAUAUGCUGAUGAUGGUUUAUUUUAAUGGCAAAGAAAGGGCGGAGAAAGAGUGGGAAACAAUGUUCAAUGAAGCUGGGUUCACUAGCUAUCAUAUACAUCCAAUCUUUGGCAUUUGGUCCCUCAUUGAAGUGUUUCCUUGAUUUAUACUCGUGUCAAAAUUUUAAAACAAGAGUGAGAAAAUUUGUAUGUCUUAUCAUAAAUAAAAAUCCAUAUUUCAAAAAAAAUCCAUUUCGAGUACAAAAUCUGUGUAGAAACCUAGAGAUUUUGACAAGCCACCAGUUCUUCCGCAAGACCUUCCAGGCUUCAUGGCCUCCACUCCUCGACGGCUGCUCCAUUCCAUCGCUAGGCAGCAACUUUCCGGCAAGAGGUUCUCUAUUUUCUGACUAAAAAAAUAUAAACUAUAUAUUAUUUAAUUGAAAUUAGUGGAUCUAUGAAGGGACCACACACGUUUAUUUACUCAGAUUUGUUGUUUCUUGUAUGUUAUGUUACCCAAAAAUUAAAUUAAGAGAUAUUGG
Molecule: messenger RNA, 1718 nt
Organism: Cuscuta campestris
Lineage: Eukaryota; Viridiplantae; Streptophyta; Magnoliopsida; Solanales; Convolvulaceae
Source: the annotation of a GenBank genome assembly